Messenger RNA from Pecten maximus, 2436 nucleotides. Its product is annotated as alkaline phosphatase-like. The transcript has 10 exons. Bases 200 to 1795 code for a protein of 531 amino acids. Gene Ontology annotation, molecular function: alkaline phosphatase activity. Lineage: Eukaryota; Metazoa; Mollusca; Bivalvia; Pectinida; Pectinidae. The record is from RefSeq and is a predicted model, not a curated record. Gene Ontology annotation, biological process: dephosphorylation.
AUUGUAAUUAUAUAAGAAAGUCGUUGAACUGGUGUUCCGAGUCCAGGAUAAUAUCAAGCAGUUGAUACUGCCUCCCUCUCUUAUUGUGGAAUAACGUCCGAUAAGACCAAACUUACGGAAUAGUGACACUAUACUAUAUCGGAAUUUUGAGGAUUGGUAAGAAGGACACUAAGUGCUGUGACGAUCACGGGAAUUGAGUAUGGAUAACUGGACACAACAUCUGGUCAUCUUUCUGGCACUCUGUGUCUUUGUGGACUGCACCGACUGGAAAAAGCUUGCGCAACAGGAACUGAACAAAGCUUUGAACCGGAAGCCCAACACGAACAAGGCACGCAAUGUUAUUCUAUUUGUAGGCGACGGGAUGGGCGUGUCCACUGUGACGGCAGCCAGAAUCCUUCGGGGUCAAACACGAGGGGCCCCUGGCGAGGAAACUGUCCUGGAGUUUGAAAAUUUCCCUAAUAUAGGAUUAUCAAAGACGUACUCAAAUGACCGACAGACGACGGGAUCUGCUUCCACUGCCACGGCCCUGCUGUGUGGAGAAAAGACUAACUACCGUCUGAUUGGUCUAAAUGAUCGGGCCGUUGCCAAGAACUGUCCAUCGCAGGUUGGCAACGAGAUCCCGUGUGCUUUCGAUUGGUUUCGUAAGGAUGGUCGCUCCGUCGGCGCUGUCACAACAUCCAGGAUCACACAUGCUACGCCCGCCUGUGCAUACGCAAAGUCAGCGGAACGUGACUGGGAGGGGGACACGAAAAUGAAGGCCAUGGGCGUGACCGGAGGGUGCAUCGACAUUGCUGCCCAGCUCGUUUACAACAACAGCUUUGCCAAGGUGAUGUUAGGAGGAGGACGACGAUAUUUCCUGCCGAUGAAUCACCUUGACCCUGAAAGAAGCAAAGAUGUUAACGGGUAUAAUGCUAAGUUGCAACGUCUAGAUGGCAUCGACCUCACACAGGUUUGGAAAGAAAAACACAAAGAUUUCAAAGCUGAGUAUGUUUGGAACAAAUCCCAGUUUGAUGCUAUCGACGCCUCGAAGACGGACUAUAUUCUAGGUUUAUUUGAGGCGGGCCACAUGCAGCAUGAGUUGGAUCGAGACAACGGAACGAAUGGUGAACCCUCGCUCGCAGAAAUGACGCGGAAGGCAAUUGAAGUCCUCAAGAAGGACGAAAACGGCUUCUUCCUAUUGGUUGAAGAGGGUAGGAUCGAUCACGCCCACCAUGACAACAACGCCAAGAGGGCGUUGUACUCGGUACUGGCUCUCGAGGACGCCAUAAAAGUUGCCACAGAGAUGACCGACGAAAGUGACACUCUCAUCAUGGUGACGGCAGACCACUCGCAUGUCUUCAACAUCGCCGGGUACCCGGAACGAGGCAACGAUAUAUUUGGUGUUGUAAACAACGUAGGCGAGAAGUAUUUAGGUGAAGAUGGUAUACCUUUUACCACUCUGCUGUAUGGUAAUGGUGAGACCUACGACUGGGGCAAAAGGAUCAAUGUUUCAGCCGUCGACACCACCGACAAAGACUACCUCCAGGUGGCAGCAGCUCCACGAAGUUCGGAGACACAUGGCGGGGAGGACGUGGCGAUCUACGCACGUGGCCCAAUGUCACAUUUGAUACACGGAGUACACGAGCAACACUACAUAGCGCACGUGAUGACUUACGCAGCUUGUGUCGCAAAUAACAAAUAUAGAUGUGACAAUAUACCACGUGCCGAUCACAAUGGAGCUUUUUGUAGCACGUACUCUGUGAUACAUAUAUUGGCCGGGUACCUACUGAUAAAACUGAAGUUGAUAUGCAUGUAGGAGUCAUUUUACAUGUAGUGAUAUGUUUCCCUGUAGAAUACAGAUCAUAUUUGUAUUUCUGUAGGAUGAAACAAUACAGUACCUUUAAUUGUCAAAUGCUCGUUUCGUUUCAUUUUGUUUGCUCUUCGGGAUAAAAUCCCACUAUCAGUGGUGUCGGUGUCGUCGUACCGUUGUCAACCGUAUCAGAAAAGGCUUUCAUUUCCUAUAUGUAUGUUCCUUGUAAUGUGAACUUUCCAUUUGUACUAUAUUUGUGACCUGCUGACCUUGGCGUGACUUUGGUCUACUAUUAAAAAUCUAUUCCGAUUUCAACCCACUCGGUGAGAUACUUGUAUGUUUUCUACUGACAACUCCUGUUAAAUUAUCUACGAUUAUAACGUUACUUCAAAGGAUGGUAAAACAACAUUUGGCGCGAAAUCAUAAUGACGUCAUGCUUCGGAACAAGGUAGGGCAUCAUUGCACUGAAGAUUAACAGCUGCCAUAGAGAUUAAUGUUCAUCUGUACGAAAAAGCAAAUUUUGUUUGAUUGGAAUUUAGUUAGUGGAGAAUGAAAUCAAGCUGUACCAUUGAAUUUAGGUAUAUGUAUGUUUGUGCUCAAUCAUUACUGUAGAGAAAUUACAUUUCGAAUAAAAUAUCAGCAUCUGA